AGCGGGGCAGGAGGGCGGUCCCCCCCCGCCGGCCGGGAAUGUGCCCGCAGGCGGCUCCCGGCCGAGUCAGGGCCGCCCCCCGGGCGCCCGGCCCUCACAACGUUUGCCGCCUCCUCGCCCGCAGGGCCCACGGCUUCUAUGCCAGGGAUGCUGGUGUCGCCCACAGGAAAAACCUGGGACUCCUCAGGAAGAUCAUGUGCCAGGAAAGUACUAAAUUCAAGAAUGUUUGGACAACUCAUUCUGCAUCUCCUAUUGCUUAUGAAAGAGGAAGAAUAUACAUGGACAAUUACCAGUGCUGUAUUAGCAGCAUUGCACAAGCCCCAAGAAUACUUUAUCAAAAGUCAAAGUGUGCUAAAUCAGAAAAAAUAGAAGAUGCUUUAUUAUUGGAAUGCCCACUGGGGGAAAUGUUGCCAAGUCCCUCAGAUUAUAAAGCUUCCCUGAUAGUCUUGACAGUGCAGAACUGGCUUCUACGUCUCUCUGCUGAUAGUGGAGAAGUACUGGAAAAAAUAUACCUUGCUGGUUCCUGUUGCAAAUCCUUCAGGUAUCUGAGCUGGGAUACUCCUCAAGAGGUAAUGGUUGUAAAGACAGUUCAGAAUAAGCUCCCUGCAGCAGCACGGCAGGCAGGAAUACAACAGUCUGUAUUGUUUUAUCUUGCUGUAUUCCAAGUUUUACCUCUUUCAUUCAUUGGAAUGCUAGAAAUAAACAAAAAGAUAUUUGGUAAUAGUGUGACAGAUGUUGCUGUUUCUAAUGGAAUCCUGAUUGUAAUGUAUAGCAUGGGUCUGGUCAGACUCUAUAACUUCAAGGCCAUUUUGGAACAGUUCAUGGAACAGCCAUUUGAUUUGGGACAGGAAUUCAACUGGAAUGGUCAAGUGGGAGUUGUAGGAAAGUAUCCAUUUGGUCUUCCAUGUAACAUUAAAAUAACAGAUACCCCACCUUUGCUAUUUGAAGCAUCUUCUCUGGAGAAUGCAUUUCAAAUUGGAGGUUACCCUUGGCAUUAUAUCAUCACACCUAACAAGAAAAAACAUAAAGGAGUCUUCCAUAUUUGUUCUCUGAAAGACAAUGCUUUGGCAAAAAAUGGCAUACAGGAUAUGAAAUGCUGUUCACUUGAACCUGACUGGAUAUAUUUCCAUCCAGAUAUGUCAGGUAGAAUAAUCCACGUGGGACCAAAUUUGAUAAAAGUCUUGAAGCUUAAGGAAGUUAAAAAUCAUCCAGAUCAAAUGGAGAUUGCAGAAGAUUUUACGAUUGUAGCCAACAGAGAAAACUGUGUGAACAACACUGUUACCGUAACGGCUUCUGGUCGAGUGGUGAAAAAGCGUUUUAAUUUGCUGGAUGAUGACCCAGAACAAGAGGUAACUGAUGCAACAUUCAAAAUUGUGGACUAUGAAGAUGAAUUGGAUUUAUUAUCCACUGUGGCAGUUACUCAGAUAGGAGCUGAUGGAAGAGCUCACCUUGACUUUCAUUGUAAUGAACAUGGGAUUCUACUUAAGAGUAUUCCAUUACGGGAGUCCUGGGAUGUGACUUAUAGUCAUGAAGUUUACUUCGACAAAGACCUUGUACUACAUAUAGAACAGAAGCCUAACAGGAGAUUCAGUUGUUAUGUUUACCAAAUGGUCUGUGAUACCGCAAAAGAUGAUUAAUGUUCAAGCCAUGAAAAAACAGAAAGUGUUUUGUAAAAAAGGAGGGAGAACUUUUGAAUAUAUUUAAACCAUAAACAACAACUACAGAGACUUCAGUUUGGAUGUUAUUUAAGGACUCCAUACAUAGAAAGUAGUCAGCUACUGUUUUUCUGGCAGGAUUUAAUCUUAACAUUUUGUACUACUACAAGAGGUUUUGGUUUUUUUUUUUCUUUGUAACACUGUACACUUGCCUGUAGUCCAUAAUGGCUCUUCAUGUAUUCACCAAUUCAUCAUUAACUCUAGAUGCAGCAUUUAUUGCUUCUCUUCAGCAAUAGGAUUGAAAUACUGGACAUCAAGGAGAAAGAUGUGGACUUACUGAUUAUCUGCCAUCUGCUGUGAUCUGUCUUAUAUAGUUUUACCUAUGCAACUCUAAUAUAGACUGUCAAUUAAACAAAGUAUGUAAAACUGUCUAGGAUAAAUUUUAUAUGUAGCAUGAAAAUUGCAGUGUUACUAUUAAACCACUUAGACAAAAUCCUUCUCUUGCUUUUCUGUGAGAAAUAAAAUCACGCAGGUUUUCUGGU
Molecule: messenger RNA, 2197 nt
Organism: Myiozetetes cayanensis
Lineage: Eukaryota; Metazoa; Chordata; Aves; Passeriformes; Tyrannidae
Gene: DCAF17
Product: DDB1 and CUL4 associated factor 17
Exons: 14
Coding region: 39-1637 (532 amino acids)
Biological process (GO): protein ubiquitination
Cellular component (GO): Cul4-RING E3 ubiquitin ligase complex
Source: RefSeq, a predicted model, not a curated record